This is a messenger RNA of Oryzias latipes (Japanese medaka), 1104 nucleotides long. RefSeq names its product proteasome 20S subunit alpha 5 (gene psma5). Gene Ontology annotation, biological process: proteasome-mediated ubiquitin-dependent protein catabolic process. NCBI's taxonomy places the organism in Eukaryota, Metazoa, Chordata, Actinopteri, Beloniformes, Adrianichthyidae. The record is from RefSeq and is a predicted model, not a curated record. Gene Ontology annotation, cellular component: proteasome core complex; proteasome core complex, alpha-subunit complex.
UGUAUUGCAACUGUUGCAAAGCGGAACAGUUUUGGCGUUACACACCAGCCUCUUCCUCUGAAAGAAGCGAACUCAUUCAAGGAUUAGUGGUUAAAGGUCCCGGGCUGAAGAUGUUUUUAACCAGAUCGGAAUAUGACAGAGGUGUGAACACAUUCUCCCCAGAGGGAAGAUUGUUCCAGGUUGAAUAUGCCAUCGAGGCAAUAAAGUUGGGCUCCACAGCCAUCGGCAUCCAGACAUCAGAGGGAGUUUGUCUGGCUGUGGAAAAAAGGAUCACUUCCCCCCUGAUGGAACCCAACAGCAUUGAAAAAAUUGUGGAGAUUGACACUCACAUCGGUUGUGCUAUGAGCGGCUUGAUAGCUGACGCUAAGACUCUUAUUGACAAAGCGAGAGUGGAAACGCAGAACCACUGGUUCACAUACAAUGAGACAAUGACGGUAGAGAGCGUGACUCAGGCUGUGUCCAACUUGGCCCUGCAGUUUGGAGAAGAGGACGCAGACCCUGGUGCAAUGAGUCGGCCCUUUGGUGUAGCGCUACUGUUCGGAGGAGUUGAUGAAAAAGGACCGCAACUCUACCACAUGGACCCUUCAGGAACCUUUGUGCAGUGUGAUGCUCGGGCAAUUGGCUCAGCGUCAGAAGGAGCACAGAGUUCUCUUCAAGAAGUUUACCACAAGUCCAUGACAUUAAAAGAGGCCAUCAAGUCGUCUCUCACCAUCCUCAAGCAGGUGAUGGAGGAGAAGCUUAAUGCCACCAACAUUGAGCUGGCAACAGUAGAACCUGGUAAGACCUUUCACAUGUACUCCAAAGAGGAGCUGGAGGAUGUGAUCAAGGACAUCUAAGCUGGAAAAAAGAUCAGCUGAUGAGGACAUGAAAGUGUACCAGACCUAACCACCCAAACACAACUUUCCAACCACAACCUGCUGCAUUCAGAAUAUUUUUAAUGUUUCUAUUUGAAAUGUGGUAAUUUACUUCUUGUCUCUCAGUUUCUGUGCAUUUCUGUACAGGAGUCUUACCAGCGCUUAGAAACAGAGUGGUGAGAAAAAGGAAGGGGCGAGGUUUUUUGUUUUGUUACGAAUCAAUACUACAAUAAAAAUGUUGUAUUCAGAA